This is a messenger RNA of Podarcis muralis (Common wall lizard), 1970 nucleotides long. The record is from RefSeq and is a predicted model, not a curated record. Lineage: Eukaryota; Metazoa; Chordata; Lepidosauria; Squamata; Lacertidae.
ACCCUCAGGGUCCCUUCCACCUCUACAGUUCUAUGAUUCUAUGAUGUCACUGAGAACUCUUUGCCCUGGCCAAUGAGAAGGCCAGGGAGGUGGACUGUUGGAAAAAGAACUUUGGGAAGUCUCUCUCCAGGGGCCAGGUGGCAAGUCUGGGAAGGAGAAGAAGUUGGGGAAAGUGGGUGACAGCUACCUCCAUGAUCUGCAGGCAGGCGGUCAGCAUGGUGAAGCUGCUGGGGAGGACCGCCAUGGCCAGGGUGCUGGGUGGGAACCCAGGAUUUAAUAGCCACGGGCUGCCCACGCAGCAACAAAGGAGCUUGUCUCUGCAUGAGUACCUGUGCAUGAAGCUCUUGAAAGACGCUGGCAUUUCCGUUCCCUACGGACUGGUUGCGAAGACACCAGAAGAAGCCUACCAGGUGGCAAGAGACAUAGGCACCACGGACCUGGUGGUUAAGGCGCAGGUUUUGACAGGAGGGCGGGAGAAGGGGACCUUUGAGGGCGGCCUGAAAGGAGGAGUGAGGAUCGUCUAUUCUCCGGAAGAAGCCCGGGAGAUCGCCUCCCUGAUGAUUGGCAAGAAGAUCUUCACCAAGCAGACGGGAGAAGAGGGCCGGAUCUGCAACCAAGUCCUCAUCUGCGAGCGCAGGUACCUCCGGAGGGAACACUACUUUGCGAUCAUGAUGGAGAGGUCCUUCCAAGGCCCCGUGAUCAUCGCCAGCUCCCAGGGGGGCGUCGCCAUCGAAGACAUCGCGGCGGGGAAACCUGAGACCAUCAUCAAGGAGCCCGUCGACAUUGUCGAAGGCCUUCGGAACGACCAGGCCCUGAAGCUCGCCCAGAAGAUGGGUUUCCCUUCUAACCUGACGUACGACGCUGCGGACAAUAUGAUGAAGCUCUACGACUUCUUCAUUCAGCACGACGCCCUCAUGGUGGAGAUCAACCCCAUGGUGGAGGACUCGACGGGGAAAGUGAUGUGCAUGGAUGCCAAGAUCAUUUUCGACAGCAACUCGGCGUUUCGCCAGAAGAAGAUCUUUGACCUGCAGGACUGGAGUCAGGUGACGGAGGAAGACAGAGAUGCCGCCCACGCAGAGCUCAACUACAUCGGCUUAGACGGGAACAUCGGGUGCCUGGUGAACGGCGCCGGCUUGGCAAUGGCUACCAUGGACAUCAUCAAGCUCAACGGAGGAACCCCGGCCAACUACCUCAACGUCGGAGGCGGCGCCACCGUGGAGCAAGUGACGGAGGCCUUCAAGCUCAUCACGUCCAACGCAAACGUGCAGGCCAUCCUGGUCAACAUUUUUGGGGGGCUCAUGAGGUGUGACGUCAUCGCGCACGGCAUCAUCAUGUCGGUCAAAGACCUGGAUCUCAAAGUACCGAUCGUCAUGCGGUUGCAAGGCACGCGGGUCGAAGACGCGAAGGUUUUGAUUGCUGAGAGUGGCCUGAGGAUCUUGCCCUGCGACGAUCUGGAUAAAGCCGCCAAAAUGGCCGUGAAGCUCUCGGCAAUAAUGAACCUGGCAAGGGAAGCAGAAGUGGAUGUUAUGUUCCAGUUGCCACCCUGACGGAGCAGAUUUUUCUGGCUUAUUUCUGCAAAAGACACAUAAACCCCCUCGUGGUCUCAGUUUUCCACAAUAAUCUCCCCCAACCCUGUUUUGUGUGCAUGUCUGAGUUGUUUAAUAAGCACAUAUGGAUCGGAUCUUUAACUUACAGUUGCUAAUAUAAUAAUUUUCAUGUAAAUUAUUAUAUUGCCAAAAUUUAUUCUUCAUGGCAGGCUCCCCCACCGCCCAGUUUACAGUCGCAAAAAUGAUGUAAUCCUCAACAAGCGUAAAAGAGCUUAAAUCUGAAAAUACAUUUCAUCCAAAUAAAAGUCUACAAUCCAUUGGAUUUUUGGAAUUGUCUCCCUGAUUAUUGGACAUGUAUGACAGCAAUAUCCGUACUUUCAUAUGUGAGCAACACUUUUUCUGCCCUAAUGAAGAACGGAUGAA